Chlorella variabilis is the source of this 750-nucleotide messenger RNA. RefSeq lists its product as hypothetical. The coding region runs from base 1 to 750 and encodes 249 amino acids. Gene Ontology annotation, biological process: endoplasmic reticulum unfolded protein response. The transcript has 6 exons. The record is from RefSeq and is a predicted model, not a curated record. Gene Ontology annotation, cellular component: Hrd1p ubiquitin ligase ERAD-L complex; endoplasmic reticulum membrane. NCBI's taxonomy places the organism in Eukaryota, Viridiplantae, Chlorophyta, Trebouxiophyceae, Chlorellales, Chlorellaceae. Gene Ontology annotation, molecular function: misfolded protein binding; ubiquitin-specific protease binding.
AUGGAUCCAGCAGAAAUUUGGCGCAGUCUGCCGGUUAUCACGCGCGGCUAUGUCUCCCUGUGCGUGGUGACCACGGCAGCGUGCGCUCUGGAGAUCAUCACCCCCUUCAACAUCUACUUCAAUGCCAAGCUCAUCUGGCAGAAGCAUGAGUUCUGGCGCCUGUUCACAAACUUCUUCUACUUUGGCACGCUAGGCGAACGCCUGGACUUCUUCUUCCACAUGUUCUUCCUCGUGAAGUACAGCAAGUCGCUGGAGGAGGGGUCGUUCCGCAACCGCUCCGCCGACUUCCUGUGGAUGCUGCUGUUUGGCUCCGCCAUCCUGGUGGCCGCCGCGCCCUGGGUCAACAUCCAGUUCCUGGGCUCUUCCCUGACCUUCAUGAUGGUGUAUGUGUGGGGUCGGCGGCACCAGUACGUCAACCUCAGCUUCCUGGGCAUCUUCACGUUCACCGCCCCCUACCUGCCCUGGGUGCUGCUGGCCUUCUCGGUCAUGCUGGGCAGCAGCCCUGUGGUGGAUCUGCUGGGCAUGGUGGCGGGGCAUGCCUACUACUUCCUUGAAGACGUCUACCCUCGCAUGACCGGCCGCCGCCUGCUCAAGACGCCCGCCGUGGUGCGCGCUCUGUUCCCGGCGGAGGGCAUCCAGGCGCCCCGCAUGGCAGCCAUGCCCGCAGCAGCAGCAGGAGGCGGCGGCUUCGCGGCAGGCGCAGCGGCGGCGGCGGGUGGCGAAGGCGAUGGCAGGCCACACGCGGACUGA